Limanda limanda (common dab) is the source of this 1100-nucleotide messenger RNA. RefSeq names its product mitotic spindle organizing protein 1 (gene mzt1). Gene Ontology annotation, cellular component: spindle; centrosome; interphase microtubule organizing center. Bases 220 to 441 code for a protein of 73 amino acids. Gene Ontology annotation, biological process: microtubule nucleation by interphase microtubule organizing center; mitotic spindle assembly; gamma-tubulin complex localization. NCBI's taxonomy places the organism in Eukaryota, Metazoa, Chordata, Actinopteri, Pleuronectiformes, Pleuronectidae. The record is from RefSeq and is a predicted model, not a curated record. The transcript is spliced from 3 exons.
GAGCUUAGCAGGCUAGGUGGCUAACUAGCUGCGAAUUCCACCUCCUUUUAAUUGCUUUCUAAUAUCAGGAGAUGGUAUCUGAUCCCAAUGCGAGACGCGUGAAGUCGCACUGAGUUAUUUUCAAUAUCAUUUCAGUCUGGUAUCGAGUCAGCGGGAUAUUUAAGCCUUAUUUGUUAGCCACCUGCUAGCAAGCUUCGGCUAACUAAACCCAUUCAAACCAUGGCAAGUGCAGCCAAUGCAAACCUUAACGCCGUCCGGGAGACGAUGGACGUGCUGCUGGAGAUCUCCAGGUUGCUGAAUACUGGUUUGGACCUGGAGUCUCUGUCCAUAUGUGUGAGGCUGUGUGAGCAGGGCAUCAACCCGGAGGCCCUGUCGGCUGUCAUCAAGGAGCUGCGGAAAGCGUCCGAGUCCCUCAAGGCUUCUGAAAACAGCACAAACUGAAGGUGAAAACCUCAGUGUGGGACUUUUUAUAGGAUCAUAACCUGUUCCUGGAUCUGUUCUUACCAUGGCCUCUACAGACAUAUCGGAUUUGUGUUGGCCGUCUGUCCUCUGCGACACCACGGCAACAAACAUCCAUCCUGUUCUGUGCAUUCUGUGCACGAGUCCUGCCUGAGUUUUUGUGUAGAAGCAUCAGCCGCAGUCCUUCCGGAACAUAAGCCAUCUCCCAGCAUCAGGGCACAGAUUCGGCCCCACAUUUAGGCUUUCUCUGAGUUUUCUUCUUCCACCAUUUGUAAAUUGUAAGUUCAGAGUGUUAUCAGUGUUGUCAUCCUGCCUUCAUUUUGGAUCAUUAUUACAAUUUCUGAACUUGUGUUACAUUUCUCAUGAGGAAAUGUGUGUUAUUAUGUUUUUGUAUGUUAAGAUCUUUUAUUUUAUUUUGUGUAAGCACAAAGCAUUUUCAAAUUCUGCUAUUUCAUGUUGUCCAUGUUGAAAAAUAUCUAAACUGAAAUGUUGCAGUCAACGGCCACCAGGUGGUGUUAUCAUCCUUAUUCCAAUCCGAGGUAUAGGUCCUCAAUGGGUGUUGGACUGUGUUCAAGAUCCUAUCGAGUUUUCAUAAUACUGUUGUUCAAGAGCAAUUAAAAUAUUUUAUGAGAAACUUCAAA